Molecule: messenger RNA, 652 nt
Organism: Quercus lobata
Lineage: Eukaryota; Viridiplantae; Streptophyta; Magnoliopsida; Fagales; Fagaceae
Exons: 1
Coding region: 37-483 (148 amino acids)
Source: RefSeq, a predicted model, not a curated record
CACAUCACAACGAAACAAAAUUCUCAAACAAAAAAAAUGUCAAGACAGGAAGUCACAAACCACAGAGAGCAAGCAGAGAUCUACCACGGCGAAGAGCUGUGCAAGCAAAAGUCUCAAGAUCUCCUCAGCGAGAUCUCUCUCCCCAAAGGCCUCCUCCCUCUAGACGACGUCGUCGAGGUCGGCUACAACCGCACCACCGGGUUCGUGUGGCUCAAGCAGAAGCGCAAGAAGGAGCACCGGUUCCGCUCCAUCGGCCGAAACGUCUCGUACGACAACGAGGUCACGGCCUUCGUGGAGGACCGCCGCAUGAGGAAGCUCACUGGGAUCAAGACCAAGGAGCUCCUCAUCUGGGUCUCCAUUUCCGACAUCUACAUCGACGACCCCAGUUCGGGUAAGAUCACGUUUGCCAAUCCUACUGGGAUCUCCAGGUCUUUUCCGGUGUCGGCUUUUGAGCUCGACAACGCUGGGAAUAGCGGAAAAUGAGAAUAGACUUUCUCGAUUUUGUGUGUUAUAAAAAUAAUGGGUUAUAAUAAUAAAAAUAAAAAUAAAAAAAAAAAAAUUGGUUUUGCUGUUGUAUUGUCAAUUUUUACUGGUUAUUUUACUGUUUUGGUUGACUGAGAUAUUUUGACUAAAAUCCAAAUCUUCUUUGUUU